Molecule: messenger RNA, 3763 nt
Organism: Betta splendens (Siamese fighting fish)
Lineage: Eukaryota; Metazoa; Chordata; Actinopteri; Anabantiformes; Osphronemidae
Gene: slc12a3
Product: solute carrier family 12 member 3
Exons: 26
Coding region: 215-3292 (1025 amino acids)
Biological process (GO): chloride ion homeostasis; cell volume homeostasis; potassium ion import across plasma membrane
Cellular component (GO): membrane
Molecular function (GO): sodium:potassium:chloride symporter activity
Source: RefSeq, a predicted model, not a curated record
CAAAUAUAAAACCAACCCUUGCAAUAAAGCCUGCUACACUCACCCUACAGCUCCAUCAUCUUCAUAGACUGACUGGCUGACUGAGUAGGGCAUUAAAUCCACUGUUGAAGGAAAAGAGAAUUUUACGAAAAGCGUACAAUACAGCUAAUUUUAUUUACCACCACCGUAGUUACAGAUUUCCUAAAAUCCAGUUCAGUUCCCAGUUCACAUUUAAAUGGAGUUGCCUGUAGUCAGUGAUAGUGUCCAUCUGGCUGCAUAUAGACCCAGAGUUCCCGUGUCAGUCAAUGGGAAGACAACGCCUGGAAGCUUUGAUGAGUCUCGUUACUAUCAGUGUUAUGAUGAUGGGAACAGUGUAACAUCCCAUGGAUCUGAUGCACUAACUGGCUAUGAGACUCUGGAUGCACCGCCGCACUAUGACUUCUAUGCCAACACAGAGGUCUGGGGCAGACGUAGACGCUUCAGGCCAUCUCUGUUACAACUGCACGCCAACCCAGAGGAUGACUCUAAACCUCCCAUGUAUGAGGAGACGACAGAUGGACAAGCGGGAGGAGGAGACAGUUCUGAGGAAGACACAGAUGAGCAAAAGGAGCCACCGCCUGAGCCAACUCGCUUCGGCUGGGUGCAGGGAGUGAUGAUACGCUGCAUGUUAAAUAUCUGGGGGGUGAUCCUGUACCUGAGACUGCCUUGGAUUACAGGUCAAGCCGGUAUAGGUAUGACCUGGGUCAUCAUCCUGCUGUCCUCUUGUAUUACUGGAAUCACAGGUCUCUCCACUUCAGCCAUCGCUACCAAUGGCAAAGUCAAAGGAGGUGGAACCUACUUCUUAAUCAGCCGUAGCUUGGGUCCAGAACUGGGUGGAUCAAUCGGUCUAAUCUUUGCCUUUGCCAAUGCUGUAGCUGUGGCCAUGCACACCGUGGGCUUUGCUGAGACUGUAGUAGACCUCAUGCGUGAGAACAAUGCUGUCAUGGUUGACCGCACAAAUGACAUUCGCAUCAUUGGUGUCAUAACUGUCACCUGUCUACUGGGCAUCUCCAUGGCUGGCAUGGCAUGGGAAUCCAAGGCUCAGAUUCUCUUCUUCCUGGUGAUCAUGGUGUCGUUUGCUAGUUACAUUGUUGGAACAAUUAUCCCUUCAACGCCAGAGAAGCAGUCCAAGGGUUUCUUCAGCUACAAAGCAUCCAUAUUUGCCAGCAAUUUUGUGCCCGGCUGGCGGGGGAAAGAAGGCAGCUUCUUCGGCAUGUUCUCUAUUUUCUUUCCCUCGGCCACAGGCAUCUUGGCAGGAGCUAACAUCUCAGGAGAUCUGAAGAAUCCAACCGUGGCCAUUCCCAGAGGAACACUUAUGGCUAUAUUUUGGACAACCAUGUCGUACCUCAUCAUCUCUGCCACCAUAGGGUCCUGUGUGGUACGCGACGCGUCAGGUAAUAUCAAUGACACCCUCUCUCCUGGCACACCCGUGGAGAAUUGCAUUGGAACAGCUUGUCAGUAUAACUGGGACUUCAGCGAGUGCAUCAAGAAUGGCACGUGCUCCUACGGCCUCCUCAACUACUAUCAGUCGAUGAGCAUGGUUUCUGCCUUUGCCCCUCUCAUCACUGCUGGGAUAUUUGGAGCAACUCUGUCCUCUGCAUUGGCCUGUUUGGUGUCUGCUCCAAAGGUCUUCCAGUGCCUGUGCAAAGACAAACUCUACCCUCUCAUUGGAUUCUUUGGCAAAGAUUAUGGCAAAAACAACGAACCAAUCAGAGGCUACCUGCUGACUUAUGUUAUCGCUGCCUGCUUUAUUCUCAUUGCUGAGCUCAACACUAUCGCCCCCAUCAUUUCCAACUUCUUCUUGUGCUCUUACUCUCUUAUCAACUUCAGCUGCUUCCAUGCAUCCAUCACCAAUUCACCAGGCUGGCGUCCAUCCUUCAGGUUCUACAGUAAGUGGUUGUCAUUGCUGGGUGCCGUGUGCUGUGUGGUCAUCAUGUUCCUGCUGACGUGGUGGGCGGCCCUCAUUGCCUUCGGUGUUGUCUUCUUCCUUCUGGGAUACACACUUUACAAAAGGCCUGAGGUCAACUGGGGUUCGUCUGUGCAGGCCAGUUCCUACAACAUUGCACUGAAUCAGUGUGUUGGCCUCAACACUGUGGAGGACCACGUAAAGAACUACAGACCACAGUGCCUGGUGUUAACAGGUUCUCCCAGCAGUCGCCCAGCUCUGGUGGAUCUCAUCAGCUGCUUCACCAAAGGCCUAAGUCUCAUGUUGUGCGCCAAUGUAGUCACUGAUGGUUCCUCCUUAACAACAGUGCAGAGGGCAACCAGUAGCGGUCAUGUUGCCUGGUUAAACAAACGAAAGAUCAAGUCAUUCUACAGAGGAGUUGUGGCCUCAGACCUGCGAUCAGGAGUCAAUAUGCUGCUACAGGGGUCAGGUUUGGGUAGAAUCAAGCCUAAUGUUCUCAUGAUGGGUUUCAAGAGGGACUGGCGCAGCAGCACACCCCAGGCUGCACACAACUACAUUGAAAUAUUGCAUGAUGCUUUUGACCUGCAGUAUGGGGUGUGUGUGCUGAGAAUGAAGGAGGGACUGGAAGCCAUACGUCCAUAUCAGCCACACGUCAAUCCAGCAUUUGAUGCAGGAACAGAGAACAUUGGCAGCACCUCUUCCAACAUUCAAACAAGUAUAUCAUCUUCUAUUUCCAUCGAUCCAGAGCCUCAACCAAACACAGUGUUUCAGACAAAGCAAGGAAAGAAGACCAUUGAUGUUUAUUGGCUGUGUGAUGAUGGAGGUCUGACCCUGCUACUGCCCUACCUUCUGACCCGUCGGAAGCGCUGGAGCAAAUGUAAGGUCCGUGUGUUUGUUGGAGGAGAGUCGGACAAGAAAGAGCAGCAGAAAGAAGAGGUACUGGCACUGAUAAAGAAGUUCCGUCUUGGUUUUCAUAACGUUGAGGUGCUUCCUGACAUUUACCAAAACCCCCAGCCCACAAAUGUUCACCAGUUUGAGAGUAUGGUGGGCCGCUUCAGGCUGGAGGCAAACCCCAAGCAGGAUUCUGAUUCUGGGACAGCAAGACAGGAGGAACCCUGGAUGAUCACUGAGCAGGAUUUAGACAAGAACAUGGCCAAGUCACUUCGUCAGAUCCGUCUUAACGAAGUUCUGCAGGACUAUUCCAGAGAAGCUGCUCUGAUCGUUAUCACCAUGCCUGUUGGGAGAAGAGGCGCAUGUCCGAACAUACUCUACCUGGCAUGGCUGGACUUCUUGUCACGUGAUCUGAGACCUCCAGUCCUAAUGGUCAGAGGAAAUCAGGAAAAUGUUCUCACCUUCUAUUGCCAGUGAAAUGUUUUCAUAACUCUAUUAAAAUAGAAUGUAGUGAGCUAUUACCCUGACAUAUAUAUCUAUAUCAUAUACCUAAUCACCUAAUCCUUUAACCAGUGCAUUAGAAAUGUUGAUGCUAUUUUGUUUUCCUUUGUUUAAAAUCUGAAAAAAGUCAAUCAAAUAAGUAUUCUGGAAAAAAAUAAAGCUUUUAAAAAUAUUUUCCUUUAUUUAAUGUAUGAAACAUAUGAAAACAAUUUUUUUCUAUAGUUGUUGUUUCAAAAUAUUUGUAGUACAGUAAAAACUUAAGUGUGUGAUGCUUACUGUAUAUUUACCAACCAGCUCCACCCUUAAUUAUUAAGCUGUAGGCUGUAUACAGCAUAUUUAUUCAUGUUACUCAUAGGCAAUUGUAUUGUUUAUUUUUAAGUGUACUAUAAAACUGUUAAGUGAUAAUUUAUAUUUUCAAAAAAUACUGAAUAAAAAGUGUAAACAGCA